Messenger RNA from Cyphomyrmex costatus, 2890 nucleotides. It is a transcript of the gene polo, whose product is annotated as Serine/threonine-protein kinase polo. Gene Ontology annotation, cellular component: kinetochore; centrosome; cytoplasm. Lineage: Eukaryota; Metazoa; Arthropoda; Insecta; Hymenoptera; Formicidae. Gene Ontology annotation, biological process: mitotic spindle organization; protein phosphorylation. Bases 128 to 1855 code for a protein of 575 amino acids. Gene Ontology annotation, molecular function: protein serine/threonine kinase activity; ATP binding; protein binding. The transcript has 7 exons. The record is from RefSeq and is a predicted model, not a curated record.
UCGGGAUCCACGACAGUGGCAGCGGCAAGACGUGUCUGACAGCCACGCGGCAUCAUCGAGUGAUAUCACCACAUUUGACGGUGAUAACGACAGCGGGUCUGUUUACCAUUGUGAUUGCAUCGAUUGCAUGAUGUCGAAUGAGGAGGAGAGUACUAUACCGAACGUAAUAUACGACGCGAACACCGGCAAGAGUUACAUGAAGGGCCGGUUCUUUGGAAAGGGUGGCUUUGCAAAAUGUUACGAAAUCACAGAGUCAAAGUCUCACCAUGUAUUCGCGGGGAAAAUCGUGCCAAAGUCACUGAUGGCAAAAAGCAAUCAGAGAGAGAAAAUGACACAGGAGAUUGCGAUUCACCAGAGCUUGAGUCACAGACACAUCGUUGGCUUUCACGGCUUCUUCGACGAUAGCAAUAAUAUUUACAUCAUCCUGGAACUCUGUCGCAAGAGGUCGAUGAUGGAACUGCACAAGCGCAGGAAAGCGCUGUCGGAAUGCGAAACACGAUACUUCAUGAAGCAAAUUUUAGAAGGAGUUUUUUAUCUGCACCAGCACAGAAUAAUUCACAGGGAUUUAAAAUUAGGUAAUUUGUUUUUAAACGAUGAUUUGCAAGUCAAGAUUGGUGAUUUCGGAUUAGCAACCAGAUUGGAGCACGACGGUGAACGGAAAAAGACUGUUUGCGGUACUCCAAAUUACAUCGCACCAGAAGUGCUCACAAAAAUCGGACACUCUUAUGAGGCUGACAUAUGGAGUAUUGGUUGUAUAAUGUAUACUCUACUUGUCGGCAAGCCGCCUUUCGAGACAUCGAGUCUGAAAGAGACGUAUUCAAGGAUCAAACAAGUGCAGUAUAAGACACCGCAACAUAUUGGUAAACCUGCCAUGAAUAUGGUGGCAAACAUGUUACAAUUGAAUCCUUCAAAACGUCCGUCCGUUGUCAAACUAAUGAAAGAUACAUUCUUUACUUCUGGAUACUUGCCAACGAGUUUGCCACUUUCAUGUCUUACAAUGGCACCACGUUUGGAUAUGCUCGAAUCACACUGCAAUCGUAAACCACUCGGUGAAAUGAACCUCAACGGUUACACGGAGCAAGACAUUCUUUCCUGUCGAGUGCCGAGCAGCCCAUCACGAAAAACUAAACCUAAUAGUGAAAUCGCUGAGCCACAAAGAGUCAACCUCGAUAUCAGGAAGAUGCUUCAGACGUUGAAAGAGCAGAUAGGUUCCGUGUUGAGAACUAAGCCUGCUAGGGAGUCAGUUUCUUCAGCAGACGAAUUGACUGAUCCGGCAGCGCAACCUGUGAUUUGGAUCAGCAAGUGGGUGGACUACUCGGACAAGUACGGUUUCGGGUAUCAAUUGUCUGAUGAUAGCGUCGGCGUGAUGUACAACGAUGGCACACGAUUGAUUAUGAUGGCGAAUGGUUACAAUAUUCACUACAUCAAUCGUGAGGGCGAUGAGUUGUAUUACACGGUCAAGGAGUAUCCUGCCAGUCUCGAAAAGAAAAUGAAACUGAUGAACUUCUUUUUGAAAUACAUGAAUGAGCACCUGAUGAAGGCAGGUGGCUCUAUUGCAGUGAAACAGAGUGACUCUCUUUCUAGAAUACCUUAUAUACAUCAGUGGUUUAGGACUCAGACAGCUGUGGUAAUGCAACUGACCAAUGGCACAGUACAAAUCAACUUCCUGGAUCAUGCAAAGAUCAUUAUGUGUCCAUUGAUGACUGCAGUUACCUACAUCGAUCAUGACAAAAACUUCAAGACUUACAGAUUCCAGACCAUUCAGGAAAAUGGUUGUUGUAAAGGAUUGGCGGAUAAUUUGUUGUACGCAUACGAGAAGAUUAAACUGAUGCUGCAGAAUUCUCAAGCUCGAUAAAAAAAAAAAAUCAUGUAUGCCAGGGAAAAACGAGAAAGAAGAAAAACACCAAGUGCCGUGCCUCUCUUAGCACUAUAAAUUUAGAGGAAGCCAACAUUUAUGUAUUUAUUUUCUGAUAGCGCUGUUUUAUAACGAAAAAGAGAGAAAGAAAGAGAAAAAGAGAGACAUAUUGAUAGAUAAAGAAGAAGGGAGUGUAUGUGAGAGAGAGGAGAGAGAGAGAAAGAGAGAAAGAUAGGUGAAUAAAAGUCAUGAUCAUGAUUUUUUCUUUGCCUAAUUUUUAUACAGACGUAUAGAAUUUUACUAGGCGAUUUUUUUCUUUCUUUUUUUUUUAAUCAUUUACGAGAGAGAGAGAGAGAGAGAGAAAGAGAGGACCAAUCGCGCUAAACCAAGGCUAUCAAGGCUAAACAUUUCGCGAAAAGACAUCCUACCGUUAUUAGAUAUGUCGCAUGUAUUGCUUAAAGUCAAUUGAUUGAAUGUCCUUGACUUUCCGUCUAUUUUCAACGACUGAAAUCGCGAUUUCUAAAAUCUCAGUUAAUUUCUACUAAUGUUUAUAAUCCCAAACUAAAACUCUUAUUUAUAUAUUCAUCAUAGAAUUCAGCCUAUUGCCUUUCUAUUAGGGAUCUUUUGAGAAAUCAUCAUUGAGAGAUUUGUAAUGAGAGAUCGCUUAGAUCACAGGUACUCUGCUCUGACUUUGCAAGUGAAUCAAAUUUGAUCCAGAAAUUUAGCACUGUGUUUAUCAUAAAGAAAAGGAAAAAAAAGGAACGGCGCGGUGGUGUAUGUGGGAAUCGUGAUUCGACUGUGAGUGGUGCAAUCUAACGUCUGAUUUCAUUGUCAUAAUUGAGAUAAGAGAUCUGCAAAGGCUAGUCCUGUGACUGACGCAGUGUUUAUUCUUCGCUUCUGAAGAUUUGCUAAGGGCUUACACGCGAAUCCGUUCGAAGCAGUGCGACUUGGACCACCUAACGAUUGACAAUCUCCAAACAAUAGUUAAAUUGUAGUAACGACAGUGUGUAAAUUUAGGCGCGUUUAUCAAAAAUG